Molecule: messenger RNA, 1705 nt
Organism: Paramuricea clavata
Lineage: Eukaryota; Metazoa; Cnidaria; Anthozoa; Malacalcyonacea; Plexauridae
Source: the annotation of a GenBank genome assembly
AUGAUUCUGAGGUAAGUCAAAAUAUGCAUAUUUUACAUAUUUUUUUGUAAAGCAAUACGAAUCUAAUUGAACAGUGAUAUAUCCGUUUACAUAGGGAAAUCGUUGUGAUUGUAAGAGUUCUUGCAGCACUAAAAGAAAGCCUAAUGGAACCCGAGGUUGUCCGUGUAAAGGUAGAAAUGUAGUGUGUUCGGCAGAAUGUCAUUGUGGCACGCGUGCAAAACCUUGCCAAAAUAAGGGGCGACGUCCAUAUUCAAGUUGCCACGCAAAACGUCAAAUUGACGUUUUUAUGACAACACACCCACCCACCCUUGAAAACGUCAAGUGUGACGUAAUGAAUAUUUCAAAACUUAGAUUGGGUUUGAACGCUCCAACUAUCAAAGUUUUAUAUAUACCUUUUAAUAUAUCCUCUGGGUUAAUAUUAUAAACGUAUAUAAAUAUGUAGGAAACAAGAAAGACAAAAAUUCUACCAAGUAAGUUCUUUUUUAAUAUGCAAUAUUGAUAAAAUAGUGAAAAUAUAUUAACUUUUCCAUCGCGUAUUGAUACUAUUUUAAUAAAUAUUGACGGUUAUUUUUAAUAUAUAUUCUACAUAUAGCGUUGUAGUUUUGGAAAAUAUUCAUAUUGCCACGGUAAAAAUGUCACAGCACUCAGCUUUAACCCACCCACCCACGCAAAACGUCAAUUUGACGUUUUGCGUGGCAACUUGAAUAUGGACGUCGCCCCUAAGGUAAAGCAAUCUAAACUUUUAUAUGUUCACAACUUUGUUUAUAUUCCAGGAAUUAUAAUAAAUAAUUUGUCGGAUUUUGGUAUAGGGAACGGCCGAUGAAAGACAAAAACGCAAAAGAGCAGGAAAUCCAAGACAAGGUUUUCGCCUUACUCACGCGACUACAGAGUCGGAGGACAUGCAAAGGGACAAAGAACACGAAAAUGUGAAGGUAUGUACUUCACCUUAAAAUAAUAUUUAAUUAUAUAAAAAUAACAAUUGAUGAUUUCAUAUUAUUAUUACACAUAUAAUAGCAUAACCUAUACAGUAUACAAUGUCUUGGCAGGGUUUUGCAUUGAUAACAAUCUUGUUCUACUGUAUUUAUUUUAGAAAUUGAUAUCUACACUAGAUGCAAAUAUGGUGAAAAAGCUAGCUAUUUGUAGUUUACGCAGAGGUAUUGGUAGUAUGGACUACAUCGACACACUACUGAUAAUGGAGGAUGACCUCGAUGAAGUUGAUCAGGAUGCAGAAAGGUUAGGUGCAUUUGGUGAAUCAUCCAAUGACAAUCCAUUGAACUCUGCUAUAGACCCUUCUCAGAGUCAGAGCCCUUCUCAAUCACAAGACCCAAAUCCAACACCCGAACCCACACUUGAAUCAGUGCCAGAUUGGUGCACAUGUGGCAAAUGCAGACCAAUGCCACAAGAGGUUGAAAAUAAAUGUUGUAGGCAAAAGAAAUGCAUAACCUUAACUUCUCGUUUUGCAAAAUUAUGCCUUGAUCCAGAUGUGCUGGAGCUUUGUAUCCGCAAUAGGAGUGACAUCCGUAACGAUAGAGAGGACAACAGCACAAGAGCAUUUCGCAAAGCUGGUUAUAGACAGUUUAUUCUAGCACGCCAUGGCUUUGUAGGCAAAGGGAAUAGACGAAUUUGUCCAUCCUGUGUGGUUUUAAAAAUUAGAGAACAGUACCCAUCAGUUACUGGUGUUUACAUGGGAUAUAGAGACCAUUAA